Lineus longissimus is the source of this 3972-nucleotide messenger RNA. RefSeq names its product mucin-2-like. Lineage: Eukaryota; Metazoa; Nemertea; Pilidiophora; Heteronemertea; Lineidae. The record is from RefSeq and is a predicted model, not a curated record. The transcript has 18 exons. The annotation marks the transcript as partial.
AUGACCACCGUAGAACCAACAACCACAGUUGAACCAACAACCAGUGUGGAACAAACUACUAAAGCUGAACGCACAACAACUCUUGAGCCAGCCACCACUGUGGAACCAACUACCACAGUUGAGCCAUCAACCACUGUGGAACCAACCACCACAGUUGAACCGACCACAACUCUUAAGCCAACAUCCACAGUUGAACCGACUACUACAGUUGAACCAACAACUACAGCUGAGCAAACUACAAUGCUGGAGCUUACAACCGAAGUGGAACCAACAACAGUGGAACCAACAACCACUCAAGAGCCAACUACUACAGCUGAACCAACCACAACUCUUGAACCGACAACUUUAGCAGAAGUAACUACUACAGCUGUCGAUACAACCUCUCUGGAACCAACAACUACAGCUGAACCAACUACGACAGUGCAGCAAACAACUUCUCAAGCAAUGACAACGGUUGAGACCUUUACUCCUGCUGAAAAUGAGACGUCUUUUGAGGCUUCUUUCAGCCUUACGCAAAACUUUACUGAAGAUCUUUUGAAUUCAUCAUCUGAUGCAUACGUGCAACUUGAACAGGAGUCCCUUGAUAUGCUGUAUGCUUCAUACAAUGAGUCUGACCUGGCAGAAGACGUGGAAGAAAUAACAAUCCUUGGAUUCGAGGAAGGGAGUAUUAGAAUUAGAUUCCGGCUUCUUCUGAGGAGGCUUAUUUCUGCCGCAGAAUCAUCAACCAUACAAGGAUCAAUUGGUACUGGGUUAGUGAAUUACCUUAAUAACAACCCACGAAUUGCUGCAAGAUUCAAUGUUGAUACCAGCUCUAUAACUGUUACAGAAGUAGAGUCAUGUCCAUACGUUGUGUUCAGUUCUGGCAACUGCCCUGAAAACACUAUCCUAACGUUCUAUGGGAGAAAACAGCGUUUUUGCAGGAGCCAGUGUGAUGCAUUACCAGACUGUAAAGGAUAUUGGUUCAAAGUCACAAAUGGCAAGCGUCAAUGUUCACUGAAGAGUUACAUUUGCAGCAAUCCAACAGGAUAUGGGAAGAUGUGGAAGAAAGACUGUCCGACAGAGAGCACGACAAAAGUAGAACAGACCACUACACCUCAACCAACCACAACUAGAGUGGCAACACCAACAGUAGAGCUAACAACGACAGUGCCAUCAACUACACUUGCCGAACCAACCACACCUGUAGAAUUGACUACAACAGUGGAACCUAUUACGACAGUGAAACUAACCACAACGAUGGACCCUACAACAACAAUGGAACAAACUACUACAGCUAAACCAACCACAACUCUUGAGACAACAACCACCGUAGAACCAACAACAACAGUUGAACCAACAACCACUGUGGAACCAACCACCACAGAAUUAACAACCACUGCCGAGUCAACAACAACAGUCGAACCAACGACUUCAGUAGAACCAACUACCACUGUAGAACAAACAACAACAGUUGAACCAACAACCAUUGUGGAACAAACUACUACAGCUGAACCAACAACAACUCUUCAGCCAGCCACCACAUUGGAACUGACUACCACAGUUGAACCAACAACCACUGUGGAACCAAUCACCACAGUUGAACCAACAACAAGUUCUGAGCCAACAUCAACAAAUGAAUUGACCACUACAGCAGAAUUAACAACCACUUUGGAGCAAACUUCCACUGCUGAACCAACCACAACUCUUCAACCAACAACUACAUUGGAACCAACGACCACAUUGAACCAACAACUACAUCUGAACCAACUACAACGCGGGAGCCUACAACAACACUGUUCUGAGCCAACAUCAACAAAUGACUUGACUACUACAGCAGAAUUAACAACCACUGCAGAGCAAACUUCCACUGCUGAACCAACCACAACUCUUCGACCAACAACUACAUUGGAACCAACGACCACAGAUCCAACUACUACUGCUGAACAAACAACACCACUUAAGCCAACAACCACAGUCGAACCAACAACUUCAGUAGAACAAACUACGACCGUAGAACCAACAACCACAGUUGAACCAACAACCACUGUGGAACAAACUACUACAACUGAAACCACAACAACUCUUGAGCCAACCGCCACUGUGGAACCAACUACCACUGUUGAACCAAGAACCACUGUAGAACCAACGACCACAGUUGAACCAACAACAACUUUUGAGCCAACAUCAACAAAUGAACCGACUACCACAGCAGAUUUAACAACCACUGCCGAGCCAACAACAACAGUCGAACCAACGAUCUCAGUAGAACCAACUACCACUGUAGAACAAACAACAACAGUUGAACCAACAACCACUGUGGAACAAACUACUACAGCUGAACGCACAACAACUCUUGAGCCAGCCACCACUUUGGAACCAACUACCACAGUUGAACCAACAACCACUGUGGAACCAACCACCACAGUUGAACCAACAACAAUUGAACCAACAACUACAUCUGAACCAACUACAACGCGGGAGCCUACAACCACACUGGUACCAACCAUUACAGCGGAACCUACAACCACAACUCAGGAUCCAACUACUACUGCUGAACAUACAACACCUCUUAAGCCAAUAACCACAGUCGAACCAACAACUUCAGUGGAACCAACUACGACCGUAGAACCAACAACCACAGUUGAACCAACAACCAUCGUUGAAGAAACUACUACAGCUGAACCCACAACUACAUCUGAACCAACUACAACGCUGGAGCCUACAACUACCGUGGAACCAACUUCAACACCGGAACCAACCACAACUCUUGAACCAACAACUACACUGGAACCAACGACCACAGUUGAAACAUCAUCCACAGUUGACCCGACUUCUACAAUUGAACCGACUACUACAGUUGAACCAACAACUACAGCUGAGCAAACUACAAUGCUGGAGCCUACAACCGAAGUGGAACCAACAACAGCGGAACCAACAACCACUCAAGAGCCAACUACUACAGCUGAACCAACCACAACUCUUGAACCGACAACUUUAGCAGAAGUAACUACUACAGCUGUCGAUACAACCUCUCUGGAACCAACAACUACAGCUGAACCAACUACGACAGUGCAGCAAACAACUUCUCAAGCAAUGACAACGGUUGAGACCUUUACUCCUGCUGAAAAUGAGACGUCUUUUGAGGCUUCUUUCAGCCUUACGCAAAACUUUACUGAAGAUCUUUUUAAUUCAUCAUCUGAUGCAUACGUGCAACUUGAACAGGAGUCCCUAGAUAUGUUGUAUGCUUCAUACAAUGAGUCUGACCUGGCAGAAGACGUGGAAGAAAUAACAAUCCUUGGAUUCGAGGAAGGGAGUAUUAGAAUUAGAUUCCGGCUUCUUCUGAGGAGGCUUAUUUCUGCCGCAGAAUCAUCAACCAUACAAGGAUCAAUUGGUACUGGGUUAGUGAAUUACCUUAAUAACAACCCACGAAUUGCUGCAAGAUUCAAUGUUGAUACCAGCUCUAUAACUGUUACAGAAGUAGAGUCAUGUCCAUACGUUGUGUUCAGUUCUGGCAACUGCCCUGAAAACACUAUCCUAACGUUCUAUGGGAGAAAACAGCGUUUUUGCAGGAGCCAGUGUGAUGCAUUACCAGACUGUAAAGGAUAUUGGUUCAAAGUCACAAAUGGCAAGCGUCAAUGUUCACUGAAGAGUUACAUUUGCAGCAAUCCAACAGGAUAUGGGAAGAUGUGGAAGAAAGACUGUCCGACAGAGAGCACGACAAAAGUAGAACAGACCACUACACCUCAACCAACCACAACUAGAGUGGCAACACCAACAGUAGAGCUAACAACUACAGUGCCAUCAACUACACUUGCCGAACCAACCACACCUGUAGAAUUGCCUACAACAAUGGAACCAAUUACGACAGUGAAACUAACCACAACGAUGGAACCUACAACAACAAUGGAACAAACAACUACAGCUAAACCAACCACAACUCUUGAGACAACAACCACCACAUCCACAGUUGAACUGACUUCUACAGUUGAACCA